ACUGUGUCAGACCGAUGAAAACAUUUCGUAAAAUAUUUGCUCAGGGCCUGGGAGAGAUAAAGCCUUUUGUCACGAUGCAAAUCACUUUCAUUUCUUUGACUCCAUUUGACGGUGAACAGGAGAGGUCUGAGACUAAAACUGAUCAAGCCAUCCCUCGGCAUGCUGUGGAAAUGUAUUCAGAUCCUUCUGCUCACUCUGUGUUUCGACACAGUCCAGUCAAUAUCUGUGGUAACAGAUACACCAAAUGUAGUCGUGAAUGUUGGCAAUAAUGCCACACUUGACUGCUCCUACAGAACGUAUGUUGAACCUGCGUUUUCCCUUGAAUGGCGCUUUACACCUGGCCCAAAAGGAGAUGGAAAUGCAGAGAAGAUUCUUUAUUAUACUGAUGGGAAAACAUACACACUUGGGCCUCAAGCUAAUCGAAUCAAGCUGAUUGACCAGAAUCCGACAAAUGGAGUAGCGUCUAUUAGAAUUGAAAACACCAAGCCAUCAGAUACAGGCACUUAUUCGUGUGAUAUAAACAAUCCUCCGGAUUUUACUGGAACCAGUGAGGCGUUUGUCAAUUUAAUUGUCCAAGUAGCACCAUCCAUUCCUGAAUGUAAAGUGAUUGGAAAACCAUACGUAGGAAACAAUGUGACAUUGCUAUGCAGAUCAUCAAUGGGCCAGCCAAGUCCUAAAUAUGCAUGGUCAGAAGUCCGUCCUGGUACUGAGCAAUCAUCUUCGAGAGUCAUGGUAAAAGAUUCUAAUCAAGGCACCAUGUUUCUGAAAAACCUGACAAUGGAGCACUCAGGAACCUACAAGUGUGUGUCAUCCAACAUCCUCGGGGAACGAUCAUGCCGACUGGUUCUCAUAGUCACAGUGAGCAAUGAGGCUGGAGUGAUUGUUGGAGCUGUGGUUGCUACCCUUAUUGCGCUGAUUCUGAUUGCUGUUGUUGCAUACUACGUACUUCAUCACAAGAAGAAGAAUCCCAAAGUUCCUGUUAUCGGACAUGAAUUAAGAGAGGAUGCAGUGGCACCUGGCAAAGAAGCAAACUCCCAUCUAAUGGCACCAUCAGCACACAGCAUUGGGACCAACUCAAACAGCAUGAACUCAAAAUAUAACAUUGUUGUUUGAAUCAAGUCAUAAGCAUUGCACUCCACAAAUUUCAGGAUUGACGAAGUUGAAGUUUCUUUAUAAAAUGUCUUAUUGUCCUUUUAUAUUUGUUUUUCUUUACACUAUCAAACCAUCUUACUCCAAGUUGUUAUUAUUAUCACAUUGAGUUUUACUGGCUGAAGUCUGAAAAGUAAUCAUGGAUCUUUGGCAAAAUGACAUGAAACUGGAGAUGGGGAUGUCCCUAAAAAACUGACCUAUUAAUGGCCUUGUUGCUUAUUUUGAAAUGAUAGUCUCAGUUGGAUGGCCUUAGGAACUUCAUGGGGGAGGCAUAUUGUUUUAGCUUUUGGGGGUUUCCAAGAUGGAGCAUUUGGCAAGACUUUGACAGAGUGAGCUAAAUUUAAUAUUCAAUGAAACUCAAAAGAAAAAGCUGGUUAACCACUUACAAUUUGGCACUGAGGCCAAAUGAUUGCCAUGGAAUGUUUCCAGAUCCAAAAUAUUGUCACGAUUAAGACAUAAUUGUAGCAAGAACCACAUCUCCCUUCUUUCCUCUCUCACAUUUUUGCUCUCACUUGGCUACAUUUCUCUGAGAAAGUAGAAAACUGACCUGUGCCCAGGACUGUAGCAAUUGUUGUUGACAAGUAAUCAUGAGGAAGUUUCAUAAGGCGCAGCCUUGGCUUUGCUUGGAUCUCUCUUUACUUGAGGACUGGGAUAUCACAGCAAAAGGAAUAAAAAUCAGAAUUAAAUAGUGACAAGAAUUGAAUCACCAGCCAGUGUAAUUGAUAUAGUUAUUUCUGACCACAGUACUCUGUUUUAAGUUUCAAAUUAGCUAAAUUAGUGUAAGUAAAAUAUUCAACUUCCCUCAGUCUCACCAUGCCAGAUAGAUGUUAAAGUAUAAAUGAGGGAAAAUAAUUUUGGAGGACAGACAGCAUUUUUAGCACUUCCUGAUAUUGUUUGGGCACAGAUGGUAUAACUGGGUUUAGUUUUGAAAGUUAUGUUGUGAGGUUCUUAAGCAAUAUAUAUUGCCACUGCCGAAAUAUUGUGCUACCAUCCACACCCUGAGUCCUGAUGGACAAGUCUUCCCAACAAAAUUUCCUUUAGGGUUGCAACUGGCUGCAUGAAACUCAUUAUUGACCCAGAUGGCUGAGUUUCCUAUUCACUACUUUUUCAUGAUCUGCUCCCAAACGGGUUUUGGAAUAUAGUGGGACCAAUAUUUCAAGUUGAUCUCUCAGCAGAUAGUAAUUAUGCACUGUUACCAGCUUUCAGCAUUUUCUGCGAUAAUGUGCCUGCAUUGAUUUAGAAAGUAUGGUACAUGAAACAAAAGCUUUUAUUAUAAUUUGUCAAUUUUUACUUCCGUUUCAUAAAUAUGUAUGCUUCACUGUGCUGAGUGGAGGAUGUUGAAUUUGAACUGAUUAAAAAUGUUGCUGAGACUGCUUCCAGCACCCAA
Messenger RNA from Chiloscyllium plagiosum (whitespotted bambooshark), 2536 nucleotides. Its product is annotated as V-set and immunoglobulin domain-containing protein 2-like. Gene Ontology annotation, cellular component: membrane. The record is from RefSeq and is a predicted model, not a curated record. NCBI's taxonomy places the organism in Eukaryota, Metazoa, Chordata, Chondrichthyes, Orectolobiformes, Hemiscylliidae.